CAACACAGAAUGCAGAACGGUAACAGACGUGCCAACGGGAAAAGUGGGUCCAACUGGAUCAUUCGACAUCACUGCUAAGAUAGUCAUAGGAAUGAUACAUGCUGGCUUAGGAUAUGCACAAAUAAGAAACUUUCUGACAGAAUGUAACUUGCCAGUCAUGAGUAAGUCUUGUUUCCAAAAACAUGAGAAAAAAAUUGGAAAAAUCUUUGUAUCUGCUGCUGAAGAAUCCUGCAAGAAAGCUCAACAACUGGAAAAAGAAAUUUCUACAGAUAAGGAGUUGGAGCUUGAGGUCAGUUUUGAUGCAGGUUGGCAAAAACGUGGGACAGGAUUCAAUUACAAUAGCUUAACAGGACAUGCUUCAAUGAUAGGAAAACAAACAGGGAAAGUGACCUGCUAUGAUAUAAGAAGCAAAAGCUGUAAAUUUUGUGAGCAUCAUGAGGGAAAGAAUGAAACAGUUCCAAGUCAUGACUGUUGUAAAAAUUGGUAUGGGUCUAGUAAGUCUAUGGAACCAGAUAUGGCUGUUUCCAUGGCACAUAAGAUGACUGAUAAUGAAUGCCCAAUUGACGUCAUUCAUGCUGACAAUGAUUCAACUACCAUGUUGAAACUGAAAAUGGACUUUGAAAACUUGAAAAAAAAGGAUGACCAAAAUCACACUACAAAAGGAAUAACAAAAUCACUGAUUGAAUUGUCUAAAAGGUAA
Messenger RNA from Mytilus californianus (California mussel), 700 nucleotides. RefSeq lists its product as uncharacterized. The transcript is spliced from 4 exons. Bases 92 to 700 code for a protein of 202 amino acids. The record is from RefSeq and is a predicted model, not a curated record. NCBI's taxonomy places the organism in Eukaryota, Metazoa, Mollusca, Bivalvia, Mytilida, Mytilidae.